AUGGAUUCCACAACAUCUGAUUGUGAUACUGCUGAUGUGAAUUACAUAAAAAGAGUAAAAUGUGCGGUUGCAAUAGCAGUCAUAAGAAACAAGCCUGAAGAUAUGUCAGGAGAGCAGUAUGCAAAAAAGCUAAGAGAGACCCUACAGAAGAGAGAGGAAGACUGGAAGAGAGAAGCCAAGCGACUUGAAGUCGAGUUGCUGACAGCAAAGCAGGAACUUGUAAAAUUAAAAGCAGAAGAAACAUUUCAUAAAUGGGAUUCACGUAAUUUAUAUGCAGCCAGUAUUGAAACAGCACCAGACCAGUUUUCUGAUCACUUUUUUACUCCACCAAGCUCAUCAGAAACCAUAUCUUCUAUGGAAGGUCCAAAGAUCCAUCGGGAAUUCAAUAAUGGCAUCCGAUUCCUGCAUUGUGCUAUGUGCCUACACAAUCAUAACAAAACCAUGAGUGUUUUCAAAACUUCUGAAUCUCUGGACGUCCUUGAAAAUUCACUGACGUCAGUGGUGGACCACCUACUUGAAAACUUGGAAGAAAUUCCAUCAAAGGAUCUGAACUGGGCUGUAGAGGGCGUACUUAAAGUCGUCAGUUCUGAUUUAAAUGUUGACAGUGAGAAGAAACUUGAGGGAACCUGUUGGAGACUUAUUCAGGGAUUGCUAAAGAAAGCGCUCAUUGGGGGUCAUAACCAACCAUACAAGUAUCAGGAAACCUUAAUCUCACAAAUCCUGUAUCUGUGCAAGGUUAAAUCGCUGUUAAUUCCAACUUUGAAACUUCUCAUCCACCAAAUUGUAAAGUUAUCGGAGAUGCUAAGGCAAUACACGAACAAGCAAUGUGAUCUGAACGUGGCUCAAUACGAGAAUGGCUGCAACGCUUUUAACAUUCUUGAACAGUUGUUAUCAUUGAGUUCAACUCGAGAAAAUAUUAAGGGUGAAGUUGCAGAAACAAUGAAAGAACAGUUGGAAUCUUCACUUCUUCAUAUAACUGAAUCGUUCCCACUCUUUGCUCAUUAUGUAUGGAAAUUAAACUCUUAUAUGAAUAUUAAAUGAUGAGGAUUAAAAUAUGAAUAUUAAUAACACCUGUUAUCAUUUAUUUCUUUAUGCGGACUUCUAAUUCUUUGCUAAGUACUAUCAAUGAAUAAUGAAAAUACAGUAAAACUU
Anneissia japonica is the source of this 1152-nucleotide messenger RNA. RefSeq names its product meiosis-specific protein MEI4-like. The record is from RefSeq and is a predicted model, not a curated record. Gene Ontology annotation, biological process: homologous chromosome pairing at meiosis; meiotic DNA double-strand break formation; spermatogenesis. NCBI's taxonomy places the organism in Eukaryota, Metazoa, Echinodermata, Crinoidea, Comatulida, Comatulidae. The transcript is spliced from 3 exons. Gene Ontology annotation, cellular component: lateral element. Bases 1 to 1041 code for a protein of 346 amino acids.